Messenger RNA from Acanthocheilonema viteae, 355 nucleotides. The record is from the annotation of a GenBank genome assembly. NCBI's taxonomy places the organism in Eukaryota, Metazoa, Nematoda, Chromadorea, Rhabditida, Onchocercidae.
AUGCCAUCACGUUUGGGAUCACGUUCAGGUUGUACGAUAGUGCAGCAAAUGCCACGACAGGUCAAAAAAGUCUCAGUGCCUAUAGUACCCGAUAUUAGUACUCAAAAGUACGGAACAUGUCAAACGAACGUUGUUGAAGCAGCGAAGACAAGGGAUCUUUACGAGUUAGAACAUUCUGUUAUAUUGCAGCAAAAGAAUGGCUUAUUGGAAAGUGGAAAAUGUGGUAAAAAUGCAAAGUUGCUGUCAAAUGUGAUACAUAUACCAUCCACUAGCAUGACAGCAUUGAUAGCACCUUCAACUUUAUGUGUCAGCGACGAUUCAUAUUCUGCUCAUACGCUGUUCAGCAGGAGAAAAU